This is a messenger RNA of Fusarium falciforme, 834 nucleotides long. RefSeq lists its product as hypothetical. Lineage: Eukaryota; Fungi; Ascomycota; Sordariomycetes; Hypocreales; Nectriaceae. Gene Ontology annotation, cellular component: plasma membrane. Bases 1 to 834 code for a protein of 277 amino acids. The transcript has 3 exons. The record is from RefSeq and is a predicted model, not a curated record.
AUGGCAGUAAAAGGAGUAUUCUCAUAUUGGUGGUUCCCCAUCAUCUCGGGCCUCGUCUGGUGCGGCAUGCUCCUUGGCCUCCUCCUCGAAUGGCUCGUAAACCAGCAUGGCCGCCGCUACCCGACCAUGAACGAGGACGCCAACAUCGCAUACAUCUCCAACGUCGGCGCCGACCGUCUCCAGCCGCUCUUCAUCGUUGGCUGCGUCCUAACGUCCGUCUUUCUCGACCUCGCCUUCUUCUCGGAGCGCUGGCUGCGACACAACGGCCGUCUCGUCCCCAACGUCUCGCUCGGCGAAAAGAUUUUGAGCAUCUUGUCCAUGGUGUUUGCCAUUGUUGGUACUGUUGGGCUUAUUUGCUUGUCUAUCUUCAAGACGGGCAAGUACAAGGUGCUGCAUAACUUGUUCCUCGGACUCUUUAUUGGAGGCUACCUCAUCUCUGCUGUAUUCAUCUGCUCUGAAUACCAACGUCUGGGCAAGAAAUACCACGAACACCGCAUGCUCCGCCUCUCCUUCUGGGUAAAGCUCGCCUUCAUCAUCGUCGAGUUCGCCCUCAUCGUCGCCUUCGGCGUCCUCAGCCGCCAGAAGAAGCGAGAUCCUGCCGCCGUCCUCGAGUGGAUCAUCUCCUUCAUCUUCACCUUCUACGCCGUCUCCUUCGUCAUCGACCUCUACCCUGCCGUCCGCACAAAGAGCCCCGACGCUAGGUACCCCAAGUCUUACCUCGUCCCCUCUGCUUCUGCCACACCCAACGACGACAGCGGUAACGGGUCGAGCAGCAUUAUCUACCCCCGCGACGUCGAGAUGGCCCAGAACGGUCCUCUUCCUCGAGACUUUUAA